This is a messenger RNA of Symbiodinium natans, 2121 nucleotides long. The record is from the annotation of a GenBank genome assembly. Lineage: Eukaryota; Dinophyceae; Suessiales; Symbiodiniaceae.
AUGGGCGGCUUUAGACCUGAAAUGUCGCCUGCUGGUGAAGCGUUUCGCUGCUCGAGUUCCUUUGCAGAUGUGGUCCCAGUGAUUCCGGCUGUGGCAGCUGUGGCACCCGUGGAGAAUUCAACUUGGUCAGGGGUCCGGGCUCGGGCCCGAAGUCGCAUCGCCUUCCUCGUACUCCUGGCUUUUCUCGCGAUUGCUGGCGGCUCUUGCGGCGCGGAGAUGGGUUGGGCAUCCGCCCUCACGGGCUUGAUGUCCUGUUUUUGUCUCUUCCUCGUGAUCUCCUCACAGUUGAAGUGGUGGCUUCGGGGGCCCUUCCUGUCAAAGAUGCGAUGGCACAUGGUGCUGGAUGCUGUGAACGUCUGGCUCUUCCACUACGUAGCUUGCCAUGAGCCCUGUGCUUGUGGCCACUACGAUGAGGCCGCAACAGCUGCAACGACCAUUGCCGCAGCGGUCGGCCAGAUCAUGUUCUGGUGGAAUAAGCUUAUGGGGUACACAAUCAUCAAAGCUCACCUCCCAAUGUUAAGAGAAGCCUUCUCGCACACGCGGAAGCAUCACAUUGGCACCGGCUGUUUGGACAUCCUGUUCUGGCUCUUCCUGCUCGCAGCGAUUGCAGCAACCAUCCUUUUUAGCUGGGUGUCAUACCUGUCAUACCAGGAGUUUCGAGGACACCACCCGUCUCCAGAAGGGGUUGUGACCGUCAGCGACCAUUCCAUACCUCUUGUGGCCGUGCUAUUGCUGGAAUCCUCUAUUGUCCUCUCCUCCAUCGUUGUGGGUAUCGUGAUGACCCGUGCAUUUUUUCUAGCCCACAGCUAUGCUCGUGAGGCCACAGCAUCUGGAUCGCCGGUUGAACAGAAGCUUGCAUCAAAGGCUGUCGAGUUCUCACGGCGGAUCAGAUGGGAAACACCUUUCAACUUGGCUCUGGUAGCCAUGGCCUUUGCCAGCCAUGUGCUAUGGCUCUUGUAUUGCCACGUGCUUCCCUCGGACGACCAAACAGUCGCACUCCUGCAGCGCAUGUUUCUGGUGAUCGAGUCGCUGUCGCUGACGAACUGCGCGCGUUUCAGCUCGCUGCUCUCCCUGGCAGAAUUUCAGUCAUCACCCGGAUCCUGCACGAUCCUUGGGGACCAUCACGGACCACAACGACACUGGGCCGGAACAGGUGAUGACGAGUGGGACAAGAAGACGCAGGAGCUGGCACUUCGUGGCAUCACCCUGCGCUCGCUUCUGAAGUUCUACGGCCAACUGUCGGAGACGAUGCCGCACUUCAGAGCUUCAGAGCACAGCAGUGCCGAAGUGGUGCGGCAGGUCAUUCUGCCCAUGACUGCGAAAGACGGCUGUGCUGCAGCGAUUCGGCUGGAAGGCCAAGCCCGGCGGCCCGAUCGGAUGGUCACCCACAGCUGGUCCAACUACUUCGCGCACCUCGUGGCCGCGGUCGUGGCGGACGCCAUGGAACUGCCGAGCUUCGAGUCUGUGAUUCCAAGGUUGGAAGGCCGGGAGCUCGAGGCUUUGAGGGAGGAGCUGCUGCUGAAGAACAAGCUUGGGCUGGCCUACUGGAUCUGCUGCUUCUCCGUGAACCAGCAUGCUGGCAUGUGCCACACCGUGCACCCCUCCGAGCGGCCGGAUCCCGUCACGGGCCUGCUUCCGAUCGCCUGCACCUGCCAGCACGCAAAGUACACCGGUCGCAGGGAGCCACAGGGAGAGAUGAACAAGUUCGAUGACAUGAUGCGGUGCAUGCAGGCAUUGAACCCCUGCUGUCAGCACGUCAUCGCCGUGGACACCGAGUUCCACCUCUUCCAACGCACCUGGUGUGUGGCGGAAAUUCAUGAGGCGAAGAGUCUCGGGAUGCAGCAGGGUAUGAUCAUCUUCUCAAGAGAGAACCUUGAAAGGCACAAGGCUUGGCUACACCAACUGAAAGUGGAGGAGAUGCAAGCAUCCAGCGAAGAAGAUACCCAGUACAUUCUGUCUCAGAUUCAAGACAAGGACAAGUUCAACGCUGAGCUGCGAGAUUUUAUCUUCGGGACCGAAGGCUUGAUAGAAUCCUGCCAUCGGGGAUUCGAUUUCAUGGGUCUGCUGGCAGAUGCAGCACGUAAAGGUCUGGACAGACAAGGAAGCUGGGUCAUGAAUUAG